AUGAAGGCUGUGACAAGAAACAGAGUGAUCAACAACCUGUACCUCUCGACGUUCCUGAUAGCGUUCGGGUCUGUCGCCCUGGCAUCCGUGUUGCCAUGUCCCGCACACACUGUGAGUUCAGACACAUCAGAAGAGAUGACAGAUAAGAAUAAGAAGCAGCAAGAGAACAAGAAAUAG
This is a messenger RNA of Maudiozyma barnettii, 177 nucleotides long. RefSeq names its product Coa2p (gene COA2). The record is from RefSeq and is a predicted model, not a curated record. Lineage: Eukaryota; Fungi; Ascomycota; Saccharomycetes; Saccharomycetales; Saccharomycetaceae. Gene Ontology annotation, biological process: mitochondrial respiratory chain complex IV assembly. The coding region runs from base 1 to 177 and encodes 58 amino acids. The transcript has a single exon. Gene Ontology annotation, cellular component: mitochondrial matrix.